Messenger RNA from Gasterosteus aculeatus aculeatus (three-spined stickleback), 3695 nucleotides. It is a transcript of the gene nup133, whose product is annotated as nucleoporin 133. Gene Ontology annotation, molecular function: protein binding; structural constituent of nuclear pore. Gene Ontology annotation, cellular component: nuclear pore outer ring. NCBI's taxonomy places the organism in Eukaryota, Metazoa, Chordata, Actinopteri, Perciformes, Gasterosteidae. Gene Ontology annotation, biological process: poly(A)+ mRNA export from nucleus; protein import into nucleus; transcription-dependent tethering of RNA polymerase II gene DNA at nuclear periphery. The record is from RefSeq and is a predicted model, not a curated record.
CCUCCAUCAAACCAUGUUAGCUACGAGUUAGCUAGCUAGCUUUCAUCUCGGACGGCUAACAGCUAUCGGCGAUCCACUUGUCGUCCUGGUUUGCCGUUGGCAUCGCAAGUUACACGUGAACACAUUUCUCUGCUGUUGAGCCGCACGAGGUACCGCAGCAGGCAUGUUUACCCCCCGCUCCACCCCGAGCUCCGGCCGCCGGCAGCAGGGCAGGAACACCGGGAGGAAGAGCGCCUCCGGUGCGGCCGCCGCUCUGCUGUUCUCCCCGCGCAGGACGCCGCUGUCCGCCAGGUCAACACCUUCCAGGCCGCAGACCCAUUCGGCUGCAGAUUCCAUCAACUACGACGUGCAGCCCUUCGGCUCGUCGCUGCCCGUCAAAGUGAUGGAGGCCCUGACGAUGGCGGACGUCGACGACCAGAUCUCCGUGAAGGUGAACGAGAGCGGCUGGGCCUGGAUGGUGUGCGGAGAGCGACUGAUCAUCUGGAAGAUCUCCCAGACCGCCGUGGCCAAGCUGUCUGUGUGUAAGGAGCUGCAGCUGCCCGGCAGCGAGUACAGCUACACCGCCGACCUCGUGGCCUUGGCCUCCGCCGCCCCUCUGGAGUCGGCCCCCGUUCAGUCCAUCUCCGUCCUGGCGGUGGCGGCGGAGGGAACCGCUCGCUUGUGGAGCAGCUUGGCCCAGGAGGGCAACUACACGGAGACGGACGUGGACCUGGGGGACCUCUGCAACUUCGUCGUCGCGGUCAAUGGCGGAAGCUUCGUCCUGUCCUCCGUGAAGAGUCGGCUGUUGAGAGCGAGCGCCGACUCCUCGGGGAAGCUGCAGUGGCGGGCGCUGCAGCAGGGUCAGGGCGUCCUCUCCGGCAUCGGACGCCGCGUCUCCAGCUUGUUCGGGAUGCUCUCCCCGCCGGCCAACGACACGCUCCACAGCGUGCUGUGGGUGGGCGGAGCCAGCUGCCUCUACACGCUGACCAGCUCCAGUCUGAGCAAGUGGGAGGUGGACGACAGCUGGGAGCACCAGAUCCUCACCUGGGACGCCCAGCGGGCGCUGAGCGAGAGCGUCGCCGACGCCAUCUGGGGGUCAGAGAGCAACUACGAGGAGCUGAAGGAGGGAGCGAAUGUGACGUACCUGGACAUGAAGCUCAGCCAAGCCGGCCUGGUGGUUUUGGCGGCCGCCUGGCACCCGUCAGACGCCCCCUGCCUGGCUUACUUCUGCCUGGUCACCCUGCAGGACAACGGAGCCGCCAUCUCCGACCAGUUCACCGUGGAAGUCACCAAGUACAACCCUCCGUUCCAGAGCGAGGAGGCCCUGCAGGCCACGCGGCUGGUGCUGCCGCGCUGCCCCGGCUCCACCGCCUUCCUGCACAACGAGGAGAUGGUGUUCGCUUCCCCCACCUGCACCGGCAGCGGAGGACUGCCCGACGAGAAGAUCAGCUUCAGCUCCCCCGGUGACGGCGUCCGCGGAGGAGGCUGCUGCGCCGACCUGCCCGUCUUCUUCUCCCAGAACAGCGGGCUGGUGGCGGUGGUGGCGCGGCAGAGCGCCUCCAUCCUGCCGGAGACGAUGGAGGACUCGCUGUUCGCCUCGCUGGCCGCGACGCCGGAGGUUUCCGUGAUGGAGACUCCGACCAGAGCGGAGCCGGUCGCUCAGGAGGACAAAACCAAACUCCUGAAGGCGGCUUUCCUGCAGUUCUGCCGCAACGACCUGGUGGGGGCUCAGACGGUCACAGACGAGCUCUUCCCCCCCGACGGCGAGGGGGGCGGCGAGCUGGACGACGUGGUGACCAGAAUCGACCUGGACCUGGUGGACGACUACCCGGCCUCCGACCCCCGCUGGGCCGAGUCCGUCCCCGACGAGAGCGCCGGCUUUCCUCUCACCUCCCUCAUCAUCCUCCACCAGCUGGAGGACAAGAUGAAGGCCCACGUCUGCUUCAUGGACUUCCUGCUGCAGGCGGGUCUGCUGGACCGCCUCGGCUGCGUGACGGUGCGCUCGUCUCCCAUGGCGACGCGCCUGCUGCUGUGCGAACACGCCGAGAAGCUGCAGGCGGCGAUGGCGCUGAAGAGCCACCACACCAAGCGCGGCGAGCUGGUGAACCGGGCCGUCGGCCUGGCGCUGCAGAGGAACAACGCCGCCGUCCCGCCCAGCCUCACGCCCGCCGACGUCUUCUUCAGGGAGGUGUCUCAGAUCUCCUCGGUGUUGGAUUGCCUGCUGGACGAGGAGGAGCGGAGUCUGAAGGAGAACCCGGUGGACUCUGUGCAGUGGGCCGAGGGGGUUCUCGCCGUCAACAGCAUCCUGAAGGACAUGCUGCAGGCUGCUACUCAGUACAGGGAGACCAAAGCCUUCAUGUACAGAGCCUCUGAGAGCGCCGCUGCGGAGCCGGAGUACGUCCCGUGGACGGCGUCGGGCGCCGUCGGCGGCGUUCGCUCCGUCAUCUCCCGGCAGCACGACCUCGUCCUGCGCUCGGUGUACCCGCACGCCGACUCGGAGCUGCGCGCCGCCCUCUGCGAGCAGCUGGCGGCGCUGCUGGACGUCCACCUCGGCGGCUACGUGGCCCAGCUGACCUCGCUGCAGCGGCAGAGGCCCCCGGGGGCCCAACAGGAGCGCUACAACAGCCUGGAGAUGGAGUACAGCCAGCGGCGCGCCGAGCUGCUGGCCCCGCUGCUGGAACUGGGUCAGUACCAGUGGGUGGCGGCGCUGGCUGAGAAGUACUGUGACUUCGACAUCCUGGUCCAGAUGUGCGAGCAGACCGACAACCAGAGCCGCCUGCAGCACUACUUGACCAAGUUCGCAGACCAGAACUUUGCUGACUUCCUGUUCCGCUGGUACAUGGAGAAAGGGAAGAGGGGGAAGCUGCUGUCCCAGCCGGCCGCGCAGCACCAGCAGCUGGCCAGCUUCCUGCAGUCGCACCAGCACCUGAGCUGGCUGCACCACAUCCACGUGCACGACUACUGCAGCGCCAACCGCACGCUGCACAGCCAGGCCAACGCGGAGACGCGUUACUUCGUGAAGAAGAAGACGCUGCUGGCCCUCAGCAAGCUGACGGUGCUCUCAUCCGACCUGCCGGAGGACCAACUCGACAAGCAAGUCGACGAAAUCGUGGAGCAGGGGCGCUUCCUGCUGCAUCAGGAGACUCUUCCCCGACAGCUUCUGGAGGACAAGCAGCAGAACCCCGACACCAUGCCGCUGCUCAGCGCUCACGACCUCAUACAGCUGUACAUCUGCGACGACAACAGGCGAGCCAACGAGUACGACUUCAAAAAGGCCCUGGACCUGCUGGAGUACAUCGACGAGGAGGACGCCGGGGACAUCGACUCGCUGAAGUGCGAGAUCUUCGGCAAAGCGCUCAGGAGAGACGACUGGUUCUCGGAUGACGGGACCGACGACCCUCUGGAAGCCGCCAAGGACAGCGUCUUUGUGAAGAUCCUCCUCAAACUCAUCCAGGAAGGGGUUUCUCUGCAGACGUACCUGCCUGACGUUAAAGAGCUGCUGGAGCUGGACGACCUGAGCGCUUUGAAAUCAAAACCCUAUUUUGAAUUUGUCCUUCGGGCUAAUUAUGAACAUUACCUGGAAGUCCAGAUGUGACGACUCGUCGCUUCCCUGUAACGCCGACUUUUGCACUUCAGCUUUUAUUCGCCUUCUAACAGCUUUCAAUAUUUGUUGGAGUUUUUCUCUUUUCUCAAUAAAUGUUAUUUCUGUAGCUUGA